CGGCCCCCGCCCCCGCGCCGCCCCCGGCGCCGCCCCCGCCGCGGCGGGCAGGAGCGUGCGGGCUGCGGGCUGGCACCGGGCCCGCCCCGCCCAGCACCGGCCCCGGCCCCGGCUCCGGCCCCGGCCCGGCCCGGCCCGGCCCAUGGAGGCUCCCGGCGCGGCCGGCACCGCAGGCGCCCGGUGAGCCCCCAGCAGCCGCGGAGCGACGGAGCGCAGCGGCGCGGCCGGCGGCACCGCGCCAACAUGCAGGCCGAGGCGAGGGGGGAUGUCUCCGGCCCCGAGCAGCACCCCGAGCUCGGCAAAGAGGCGCCGGUGCCGGAGCGAGCCGCGGGCAGCCCGGCCCCCGCGCCGGCCGACGAGGCCCCCGGCGCCCCCGCGGAGGAGCAGGGCGGCAUCCCCAUCCCCAGCGCCGGGCUGCUGCAGGUCGCCGAGCGGAGACAGCCCCUGAGCAGCGUGUCCUCGCUGGAGGUGCACUUCGACCUGCUCGACCUCACCGAGCUGACCGACAUGUCGGACCAGGAGCUGGCCGAGGUCUUCGCCGACUCCGACGACGAGAACGCGGCCGGCGAGUCGCCCGGCGGGCUGCACCCCCACGGGCUGCCGCGGGCCGGCUACCUGCGCUCGCCCUCCUGGACCCGCGCGCGGGGCGAGCCGGGCCGCGACAAGAAGCACCUCAGCGACUCGGAGCUGCAGCCCGGCGCCGUGGACGCCUUCCUGGCGGCGGAGCGGCCGCAGGAGGAGUAGGGCCGCGCCGGGCAGCCCCGGCCCGCGCCGUUUGCCGGCGGCACUUUCUCACCCCGCUCCCGCGCGUCCCGCCGGGAGCAGCGGGGCGGGGGCCGGGGCGAAGGACUCCGCGAGGAGCACCGGGCAGACGCGGCCCCGCUGCCGUGCGGCGCACACGGGGCCGGCCCGGGAGCCCCUCGCCCGCCCGCGCCCCCAGCCCGGCACACACCAAAGCCAAAGCGCCGCCGCACCGUGCCGGGCCGCGGGGAAGGGGACCGGGGGCGGCGGCGGGAGGCGGGGGCCGCCGGCCCCGCGCCGCGCUGUACCGCCCGCUCGCCAUGUAGCAGCUUUCUGUACCGGUAAAACCGAGGGACCCAG
Molecule: messenger RNA, 1101 nt
Organism: Dromaius novaehollandiae (emu)
Lineage: Eukaryota; Metazoa; Chordata; Aves; Casuariiformes; Dromaiidae
Gene: DBNDD1
Product: dysbindin domain containing 1
Exons: 5
Coding region: 244-744 (166 amino acids)
Biological process (GO): negative regulation of protein kinase activity
Cellular component (GO): cytoplasm
Source: RefSeq, a predicted model, not a curated record